This is a messenger RNA of Frankliniella occidentalis (western flower thrips), 1307 nucleotides long. It is a transcript of the gene Gnpnat, whose product is annotated as probable glucosamine 6-phosphate N-acetyltransferase. Gene Ontology annotation, cellular component: Golgi apparatus; endoplasmic reticulum; endoplasmic reticulum-Golgi intermediate compartment. Gene Ontology annotation, biological process: UDP-N-acetylglucosamine biosynthetic process. The coding region runs from base 184 to 774 and encodes 196 amino acids. The transcript is spliced from 6 exons. Lineage: Eukaryota; Metazoa; Arthropoda; Insecta; Thysanoptera; Thripidae. The record is from RefSeq and is a predicted model, not a curated record. Gene Ontology annotation, molecular function: glucosamine 6-phosphate N-acetyltransferase activity; monosaccharide binding.
UCAACAACUGAAGAAGAAGUGGGAAGGAAGAAAAGUGGUCUGCUGGCAAGUUUUGUUUUGUUUUGGUAUCGGCCUUCCACUCCACAGGAUUGAAGGCUCGAAACGGUCAGUGUGCGUCGAGUCCCUCAGAUUUACGGAGUGGGAGUCAAGAGCACUGUCCUAGCAGCUGCAGCAGGGACUAAAAUGGGUGCUCCCAGAGAGGGCAUCCUUAGCGAGGAGCCGCUCUACGACCCCAAGAUCCUGGAGCGACUCGACUUCUCCAAGGCCCGCACCAAGUUCAGCACCCCCGUCUCCGCGGCGAGGCCCGGGGAAGGGCUGAGGGUGCGGCCCCUCCGGCGGGCCGACUACCGACGGGGAUUCCUGCAGCUGCUUUCUCAAUUGACUUCUGUUGGAGAUGUGUCAGAGGAGCAAUUUUUAAAACGCUUUGAUGCGAUGCAAGCGUGUCCCAACACUUACUAUGUGACAGUUAUUGAGGAUACAACUAACGGUCAGGUGAUUGGGGCAUCUACUCUUGUUAUUGAACAGAAAUUCAUCCACGGAUGCAAUGUGCGUGGCAGACUGGAGGAUGUUGUUGUAAACAACACUUACCGAGGGAAACAACUUGGUAAACUAAUUAUUACAACUGUAACAUUGUUGGCAGAGGAACUUAAGUGCUACAAGAUGACCCUUGACUGCAAAGACAAGCUUGUACCAUUUUAUUCAUCUUUGGGUUAUUCUAUUGAGAAGGGAAACUCCAACUACAUGCAAAUACGGUUUGAUGAGGCUCCCUCCUGACUAGCGGCCAACCUCAGGCGCUCCCACUUGUGAGCGUCUGCAGGUCCUCGGAAGAUUUUUUUAGGUUUAAUUUUGUAAACUUCGUUUACCAUGAAUGAACGGCUAUUUAGUUCACCACAAUUUUAAUAACUCGUGAAAAGUACUUAGUAUUUUUUGCCAUUGAUUAUAGUGAUUGUGCUAUGAUUGGCAAGAAUGUGAUGUAACCAUUAAUUUGAUGAUGAGUUAGUGUUAACUAAGUUAUUACAUUUGUGUUAUUUUAAAUUUAAUAUUUUUUUCUUCAAAUGUACAGUGCGUUAGAGCAUAUUUUUUGGUAAAGGGUAAUUUGUAACUAAUUUUAAAGAGAAUUUAAUGAAUCUGAGUAGCCUAAAAGACAAGUAGGUAUGUUAAUUGUAUCGGGUGUGAAGGGAUGUAAUUAGUUCCAGGUAAUGAUUUUUAACUGAAACAUGACUGUAAAAAGUUUUCUUUGAAAUCAAAUACUUACUCAUUUCAAUAAAAGUGAAAUUAAAUUUAAAUAAGUAGAAUAUUGUACACCA